Olea europaea var. sylvestris is the source of this 885-nucleotide messenger RNA. Its product is annotated as 28 kDa heat- and acid-stable phosphoprotein-like. Gene Ontology annotation, molecular function: RNA binding. The transcript has 9 exons. Lineage: Eukaryota; Viridiplantae; Streptophyta; Magnoliopsida; Lamiales; Oleaceae. The coding region runs from base 124 to 609 and encodes 161 amino acids. The record is from RefSeq and is a predicted model, not a curated record. Gene Ontology annotation, cellular component: cytosol.
CGAACUGGAGAAACUCGGAGUGAAUAUAACAGUAGAAGAGUCAAACACCCUGUAAUAGUCUUCAGCUAGGGUUUAAACAGAAGAUUCACGAAAAGAGCCAACGAUACGCAUACCACUACGAGAAUGGGAAGAGGAAAGUUCAAGGGUAAACCCACUGGCCGUCGCCAGUUCUCCACUCCCGAACAGAUGAUGGCUGGUACUUCUGCUUCUCGUCCUCGCACAUUCAAACAGGAAGAAGCUGAGGUAGAAGAAGAUGAGAGAUCCGAAGAAGAGUCUGAAGAGGAAUCUGAUGAAGAAUCUGAAAAGAAGAAAGGAACCCAAGGUAUCAUUCAAGUUGAGAAUCUGAAUUCAGGCAAGCCAAAGAACCUGAAAGCUAGAGAUGUUGAUAUGGACAAAACAACCGAGCUUUCAAGACGUGAAAGAGAGGAGGUUGAAAAACAGAGAGCUCAUGAAAGGUACAUGAAACUGCAGGAACAAGGGAAGACAGAACAAGCAAGGAAAGAUUUAGAUCGUUUGGCUCUUAUAAGGGAACAAAGAGCAGAAGCUGCUAAAAAACGUGAAGAGGAGAAAGCAGCCAAAGAGCAGAAGAAGUUGGAGGCUCGCAAAUGAAUUUGGCUUGCUCCAAGAGAUCAUGUUAAAGAAGUUAUUUUCGUCUAUGAAACAUUUUUAUUCUGUUGGGCUCAAUCGAGCACUGUUAUCGUCCGCUGUUGGCAACUCUUACUUGCCUUUGCCUGUUUAGCUGUUUGGGCAUGUGUCGUUGGGAUGCAUGGUAGUUUUUAAUUUUCAGAUUUAUUAGUACCCUAUUUUUAUGUACAAGACGGUAUGGAUUGACCUUACAGAGCAAAAAUCAGUUAUAAUUUAUGUACUAAACUAUAUUUUUUUCCA